Adineta steineri is the source of this 294-nucleotide messenger RNA. The record is from the annotation of a GenBank genome assembly. NCBI's taxonomy places the organism in Eukaryota, Metazoa, Rotifera, Eurotatoria, Adinetida, Adinetidae.
AUGUUAAAAGUGAAGAAAAAUUUCGUAGCACUAGAUCAAGCAACUUCAACAACAAAUGAUCAACAUGCUAAUUGCGAAGAAUCAUAUGAUAUACUAUAUAUAUCUUUUCCAACUGAUGUUUGUUCAGUAGCUGAAGAGCAACACGUUACUUGUGAAAAUGCGUGUGUGAAUGGUAAUCAGGUUCUUGUUGAUGAUAAUACAAUUUCAACCGAACAUUUACCUACAGAAGCGAAUGAAAACAUUGAAAAGGAAGGUAACAGAAAUCCAGAAGAAGGUGAAACUGAAAUAGAUUAA